Molecule: messenger RNA, 2144 nt
Organism: Selaginella moellendorffii
Lineage: Eukaryota; Viridiplantae; Streptophyta; Lycopodiopsida; Selaginellales; Selaginellaceae
Product: CTD small phosphatase-like protein 2
Exons: 7
Coding region: 299-1756 (485 amino acids)
Molecular function (GO): phosphoprotein phosphatase activity
Source: RefSeq, a predicted model, not a curated record
CAGUGUGAAACGGCGGUGGGAAUAUCCGGCGAAGCUUUAGCGCGAUGGAAUGCCGGAGAGUUCCAGUGAGAGCAGUGUGGGGGGAGAGCUGGGAGCAGAUCCCACUGGCGCUCGCCGGCGCUACGCUGCCGCUCGGGGAUUUUCAGCUACAGUGCGCUUCCAUGCUCAAGUGUUAAGGCGACUAGGAGCAACGCCGACUAGGAGCAGCCUUUGAUCCUGGUAAGGCUGGUCUCUCUCCUCGGACUUUAGCAAAUUCGUGCUCCAUGGAAACGCACAGUCUCUAUAGCUCUUCGGCCCUAUGAAGUUGAAAGCAAGGAAGGCCGGAGUAACACCUUUGGGGGACACUCGUCCCUGCAAAAGGCGUAGAAAGGAGUCUGGGAUGUGUGGCAAGGACGGCAAAACCAUGUCUGCGGCGUCCAUGAUCACGUCCUCUUCUCGCAAGCGCAAAAUUGAAUGCCCGACUUCUCCAGUCACUAAAGCACGAGUAGUCGUCAGUGAAGAAGUAAAAGCCGUAGCCAACCUCAUCACUUGUGUUUCCGAACAGUGUGAUGGAUUGUUGCCGCCACAGGGGGAAGAUGAUAAGAAGGCCACAGGAUUUUUCAGAAGUGCACUAGAAAAUCCACCAUCGAAGUCCUUAUUUUCUCCGACCUUCAAUUCAUCCAAGGGAAGCGCUAGCGAAGGAUCAACGAGCUGCAACUCUACUGUGGAGCAAGCGGACUGUCCAGAUGAAAGCACGGACUCUUCAGAGAUGACGACAGUCCGUCUCGGCAGCUCUCCCCCUCAGGAAAAUGCGGCAUUGGUUUCGUGCUCAACACUCGCAGAACAAUGUACUUCUACGUGUGAAGCCUUAGCUUGCUCAAGCAUAAUCAGCGUCGGCGAGGAUUGCAUACGAUGGGUGAAUAUGGAGGACGCCUCACUCGGCGAGCACAACCAAAUAGUUUGCCAGCUCCAGGAAGAGGAUGUUGAUGUGGACCCUGCGGCCUUGUUCCUGGCUAUGCACCAAACUGUGGAGAAGAGAGAAAAAGAAGCAACCGCAGAUGAACCCGACGAGCUCGACAAUUUCGAUCCUUACCUUUUCAUCAAGCACUUGCCAGAUCUCUCGGAGGUUGUGGCUCCUUGUCGCCCGAUGCUUUUACCCAAGCAAACGAGACGGUGUCCGCCAGUGACUCUCGUUCUAGAUCUCGAUGAAACGCUUGUCCAUUCGACGCUGGAGCACUGUGCCGACGCCGACUUCAGCUUCCCGGUGUACUUCAAUUAUCAAGAACACACCGUCUAUGUACGCCGGAGGCCUCACCUUCAAGUGUUCCUGGAAAAAGUAGCGCAGCUCUUCGAGAUCAUCAUCUUCACGGCGAGCCAGAGCGUGUACGCGGAGCAGCUGCUCAACAUCCUUGACCCCAAGCGCAAGCUCAUCCGGCACCGGAUCUUCAGAGACUCGUGCGUCUAUGUGGACGGCAAUUACCUCAAAGACUUGAGCAUCCUCGGCCGUGAUCUCUCCAAGGUCGCCAUUGUGGACAACUCGCCACAGGCGUUUGGCUUCCAAGUCGACAAUGGAAUUCCCAUCGAGAGCUGGUUCGACGACCGCUCCGACUGUGCCUUGCUCAUGCUGCUGCCAUUCCUGGAGACUCUCGCGACUGUGGACGAUGUCCGGCCAGUCAUCGCCAAGAAGUUUAACUUACGCAAGAAGAUCGCUGCUGCAACGGAGCCAGCGUGCUUGGCCGAAAGGAUGUUCGACCAUCCUUGCACGGAAGUUUGCUGAGAAUGCUGCGAAGAACAGCGAGAGAAGAACAAGAAAAGAAAGCAAGAACAGGGAAGGGAAAUGAUACCAGUGCUGCUGCCGCCGCUACUCCAGGUGCAAAAGAAUGAAGAUUUUUUUUCUCAGUUUUGUGCGACGACUUCUAACCGUGGCAAAGCUUUCUCCCUGCUGCUGCUGCUGCUACUCCGAGAGUUUCCUCCCAGAUCCCAGAUUUAACUCCUCCUGGUGUGAGUUUCGAUCGAUCCUCGCGACGGGAUGGAAUUUAACUCCAGCGACACAAGUGAGAGGUUCUUGGCAUGCUAGAACCUCUCGGGUGUUUCGCUAGACUCCAGUGUACCAUAGUGUUGUUCUCAUAUACGUAUGAGUUAUAGUGACAAAGCAUCAACGGCCA